This is a messenger RNA of Geodia barretti, 1235 nucleotides long. The record is from the annotation of a GenBank genome assembly. Lineage: Eukaryota; Metazoa; Porifera; Demospongiae; Tetractinellida; Geodiidae.
AUAGCUAGCUAGCUAGAGUUUUUCGCACUGCCACGGAGAAGAUGACACUGCAAUGGUCAUGGUGGAAGGUCACCACGGACCUGGUGGUCCUGGUUAUACUGGGAGUCCUGGUGGUGUUUCUGGAGACGGCUUCAGAGAGAGGCCUCUACGUGGACAGAGCCGUCCCCACCUGGCUCCUGGUCCUCGGCUGUCUCCUUGUCCCGCUCACCGCCAUUUUCCUCGGCAACCUCUACGAGCGCUUCUACAAGAAACGCCCCGAGUGCCAGUCGAAGCGAAUCUCGUUCUGCGGCGGGCGAAGUGUCGCAGUUUCUCCCUGGCUUCUGCGGACCCUAUUCCACAUCCGAUGGUUCCUAAUAGGUGCCGGAAUCACAAUAGUCCUGACCGACAUCGGCAAGGUGACGGUGGGUCGGUUGCGACCUCACUUCUUCUCCGUCUGUCGGCCUGACUUCGGCGCGUUCAACUGCACGGACGCGUUCGGCAACCAGGUGUACAUCACGGACUACAAAUGCCUCGGCAGGGACGACGUAGAAGACAUUGAUAGGGUAACUCACGACUCCCACCUCUCUUUUCCCUCGGGACACGCUUCAGCCAGCACCUAUUCCUUUGUCUUCCUCCUCCUCUAUCUUGCCAGCGUGAGGACCUUCUACCAUCGCUCGGGCCUCAAACUAUUCCUUAUGCUCGCCUCCCUCUCUCUGGCCAUCCUAAUUUCUCUAUCGCGAAUCUCAGACCACAGACACCACCCCACGGAUGUCCUAGCUGGGAUGGCGUUGGGAGCAGCUGUGGCAGCCGUGACUGUCUUCUACUUUCUGCGGUUUCUAGGGCACCACAAGACAUGCACACCUCAACCGUCGGCUUCAGCUUCUGCUGAUGGAGAGACACGCCCUCUUUCUUCUUCUAAACGGGUGUCAGAAAUGGCUGACACUCCAUAAUUUCCUUCACCAUUUUAGCUAGGUGGCUAGGUUUCAAUGAUUUUUUAUUUCAUUAGUCACACAAUCAAUGUAGGUUGUACUGGCUCUGUUUGUGUGUUGAUGCUGCAUUACUGACAUUGUUGUGCAAUAACUUGUAAUUUGCCACCAAAGUUCUAUAUAGAACAAAAAUGUGCACACUCUGCUGGUCAUAAGCAGAGUUCUGCCAUUCAGACCCACCUGGGGCAUGUGUCCCAGGUGCUUUCACUGUUUGCAUAGAGUGUGUACUGAUGUCAAACAAUAAUUUUAGACACUGCUUUUCCCGGCUGC